Messenger RNA from Pipistrellus nathusii (Nathusius's pipistrelle), 1605 nucleotides. Lineage: Eukaryota; Metazoa; Chordata; Mammalia; Chiroptera; Vespertilionidae. The record is from the annotation of a GenBank genome assembly.
AUGAGGAUGCGGGGACGCGGCCCCCGGGAUGCCCCCGCCUCCAGCGCGGGGGCCGGCGACGCGCGGCGGCUGGCGCCCCCUGGGCGGAACCCCUUCGUGCACGAGCUGCGCCUCAGCGCCCUGCAGAAGGCCCAGAUUGCGGUCAUGACGCUGACGCUUUUUCCCAUCCGGCUGCUGCUUGCUGCCUUCAUGAUGUUGCUCGCCUGGCCCUUCGCACUCGUCGCUUCCCUGGGACCCGCUGAGAGGGACCCGGAGCAGCCCCUGGCCUUGUGGCGGAAGGUUGUGGACUUCCUGCUCAAGGCCAUCAUGCGGACUAUGUGGUUCAUCGGCGGCUUCCACCGGGUGACCGUGAAGGGGCGGCAGGCCCUGCCCACUGAAGCAGCCAUCUUCACCCUGGCACCACACUCCUCCUACUUCGAUGCCAUCCCCGUCACCAUGACCAUGUCCUCCAUCGUGAUGAAGGCCGAGAGCAGAGACAUCCCAAUAUGGGGAACUCUGAUCAAAUACAUACGGCCCGUCUUCGUAUCCCGAUCAGACCAGGAUUCUCGCAGGAGGACCGUGGAGGAAAUCAAGAGACGAGCGCAGUCGAAUGGCAAGUGGCCACAGAUAAUGAUUUUUCCAGAGGGAACUUGUACCAAUAGGACCUGCCUAAUUACCUUCAAACCUGGUGCCUUCAUCCCGGGAGUUCCCGUCCAGCCAGUGAUUCUGCGGUACCCAAACAAGCUGGACACCAUCACGUGGACGUGGCAAGGCCCUGGAGCGUUAGAAAUCCUGUGGCUCACCCUGUGUCAGUUUCACAAUCAAAUUGAAAUUGAGUUCCUUCCAGUGUACAACCCUUCAGAGGAGGAAAAGAAAGACCCCGCCCUGUAUGCCAGCAAUGUGCGACGCAUCAUGGCCGAGGCUCUGGGCAUCUCCGUGACCGACUAUACCUUUGAGGACUGCCAGCUGGCCCUGGCAGAAGGACAACUUCGGCUCCCUGCAGACACCUGCCUUUUGGAAUUCGCCAGGCUUGUGCGGGGCCUGGGUCUAAAACCAGAAAAACUUGAAAAAGAUCUGGAUAGAUAUGCGGAAAGUGCUGGGGUGAAGAAGGGGGCAAAGAUCAACGUCUCGGAGUUUGCGGCUUACUUGGAAGUGCCCGUCUCCGACCCACUGGCCGACAUGUUCUCCCUGUUUGACGAGAGCGGGAGCGGCGAGAUGGACCCUCGAGAGUACGUGGUCGCUUUGUCUGUCGUCUGCCGGCCUGCCCAGACCCUGGACACCAUACAGCUGGCCUUCAAGAUGUACGGGUCUCAGGAGGAUGGUAGCAUAGACGAGGAUGCCCUGUCCAGCAUCCUCAAGACGGCAUUAGGGGUGGCAGAACUCACCGUGACCGACCUCUUUCGGGCAAUCGACCAGGAGGAGAAGGGGAGGAUCACGUUUGCCGACUUCAGCAGGUUUGCAGAAACGUACCCCGACUUUGCAGAGGAGUAUCUGUACCCCGACCAGCCGCCUUUCAAGAUCUGUGCACAGACGCUUCCCGCUCUCACCCCCAACGGCUUCUGUGCCGACUUCAGCCCCGAGAACUCGGAUGCUGGGAGGAAGCCUGUGCGGAAGAAACUGGACUAG